CUUUGUUUUGCGUCCUCUUUGUGUUUUUUCUGCUGGGCUUAUCGCUCGCGGCCCCGGUUAACGCGGAGCACUCGUCCUAUAAACGUUCCCAUGCCCGUAGGAGUCUCGAGGUAGCCAACACCAACGCGAGGCGUGCACCCGCUGUUCAUGAUGCCGUUCGAAGGGGGCUUGCGGAUGUGAAUCUUCCUGGUCUUGCUUCUCUUGGUCUCCUCGAUGAUCCUCAGAAGGCUCCCAGCUCGUCUCCCUCGUUACCGCCGCCCAGUAGUUCGGCUACUACGACUGGGUCAACUUCGGGGACGAAUUCGGCGACGGGAUCAGGUGCAUCAUCGUCAUCAUCAUCAUCAGUGACUAGUUCAGCGCCGUCAAGCAAGCAAUCUUCACCGUCAUCUGAUAGCAGCUCGUCUUCUUCGGGAUCUUCUUCGAGUAGUUCAAUCACUAGCGCCUCGAGUCCGAGUAGGACGACGUCGAGUUCCCAGGAGCCAACGACUUCAUGUGGUCUUUUAGGCCUCUUUUGUUCUACAGUUACACCGUCGAGCACGGCUACAUCGAGCGCGUCUGACUCCCAAGCGCCGCCGCCUGCAACUACGAAGUCUAGUGUUACAGCGAGUAAUCCAGGAUCAUCGAGUUCGAAUCAGGGCUCGAACACGCAAUCUGGUCGUCCACCAGCAUCGACUGCUUCUGGAUCAAGUUCCCAGGCUCCGAUAACUUCAUGCGGCGGUCUUUUAGGCCUCGAUUGUAGCACCAUCACACCGUCAAGCACGGCUACUUCGAGCUCGUCGCAAUCUCAAGCACCGCCUGCAACUACUACAGGACCUACUGGCUCUGCGAGUAAUCCGGGACCGUCAAGUUCGAACCAGGGCUCGAACACACAGACCAGUGUACCUCCAGCGUCGACUGCUUCUGGAUCAAGUUCCCAGUCUGUAACAACCGAAUGCCCUCUUGGACUUGACGUAGGCGGGCUUCUUUGUUCUACUGCCUCUUCGCCGAGCUCGUCCCAGUCUCAAGCGCCGCCGGCGUCUACUACGGGGUCAACUGGUUCUGCGAGUAACCCAGGAUCGUCAAGUUCGAAUCAGGGCUCGAACACGCUGACCAGUGGACCGCCGGCAUCGACUGCUUCUGGAUCAUCGAGUUCUCAGGCGCCGACGACCUCUUGCGAUGGGCUUCUUGGUAUAGACCUCAUUUGCAGUACGCAAAGCUCGUCCCAGUCCCAAGCACCGGCGUCCUCAACCACGAAUUCAGGAUCGUCAAAUUCGAACACACUGACCAGUGCACCAGCGUCAACUGCUUCUGGAUCAAGUUCCGCAGCCCCAUCUACUUCUUGCGAUGGGCUUCUCGGUAUAGACCUCGUUUGUACUCCUGUCUCUUCUGCAACGGGUACAUCGACCGUCACGUCUAAUGUACCUUCCGGCUCGGGUAGUUCUGCGACAGCCAGUGAAACCUCGUCAUGCUCCGGACUCCUUUGUUCGAUUACCAGCAGUUUGCUCCCGUCGACAAUCACUUCUGCUCCAGUGACUACAACGACAGGGACAGCUGGGGAUAACAGUACGACGACUUCUGGUACUGAUUCAAAUAGCACUACGAUUACAACUGGGACAAACGGAACUACAACCACAGGGAUCAAUAAUGCCACGAGUACCAUCACAUUCCCAACGACCAAUACAACCAUUGCAGAAGCCACCAAUACCACGAGCCUGAUCACCUUGACGUCUUCCGUCGAUACAUCGACGUCAAUUAACUCGCAGUACUCGUUCCUCACGCAGACCGGCCUGCUCACCUCAAGCGCUGACUCUACCACCUCAUCUACGCUCACUACUCUAACAAACCCAGAUGAGCCGACGACGACUGCGACGCUAGAGAGUGCGACGAGUGGUGCAACUGUCACGGCUGUGCCACUGCCUUCCGGUCUUCCUGCUCGGAUUUAUCCAGCCAGUGGAGGAGUGACAGCUAACGACGAUCUAAAUGAUUAUACGGCUGUUGCUGUUAUGUUUGACGACUCACUGGGCUGGGACUUUGUUGCGACCAACACCGACAGCGCUGCCCAGAUGUUCGCCUUUUUCCCUCCAGCGUUGCAGGUCGGCUUGGGUCUCGCUGCGGAUCAAGUGAAGACGUUUGCGCUUCAAGUCUUCGAGCCGUCAACGUACACGUCUCCUGAUGACAAGGACCAAUUGCGAACUCUAUUCAUCUUGUACAUACCUUCCGACCAAGUCCCCGCACUUCAGCAAGCAAUCAAGGCCAAGCAGUCCAAUUUGUACACCAAGACGACGGGCAUAUCCAACCAGCUGGCUCAGCAUAUCGACGUGUCCUACAGCGUCACCACAAUGCCUGACCCUAUCUCCCAAGAUCCAAAUUCGCCAUCUGGUGGUUCGAGUUCGUCUUCUGGCUCGAGCAACUCGCGACGCGACGCGAUUAUUGGCGUUUGUUCCGCAUUGGGUGGUAUUGCGCUUUGUAUAUUGGUGUUCCUUGUGUACCGGAACUUCAAACGACGUCAAGAAUCAGCACACCACCGACUCGCUGAAAACCCGCAAAUGGAAGUGGUCCCCGCGCCCGGACAGGACUUUGACCGGGAUUCGGUAGGUGGACAACGAAGAAGGUCGUUCUAUUAUGCGGAGGACUCGUUGAGAGGGUUCACGCAGCCUUCGAUGCGGGAAGAUCUUUAUGGUGGUGGACAUAAUGUUAGUGCUGUUCCCGGUGCGGGCGCGGGUGUUGCGGGUAUGAUGCGUGAACGGAGACCUAUUGCGCCUGGGACGAUCUCAGCGCCGAUUUUGAGGGAUAACACUUUGAAUUGGUGAUCUUUCUCCCUUGCGUCUCGUCUCGUCUGCUCUCCCCCUCGUUGAAGCAAGAUAGGUGGUUUUCGUUUUUUUGUGUUCGAAUAUCGAAGAAGAAUGUGUGGGAGUAAGGAGUGAUGGAGAUGGUGGGCAUUGUGUACGUACGCGAACUCGGGGGGGCUUUCUUUUCGAUAUUUGAAAGUUUUUACCCCUCCCUACUUUCGCAAAAUGGCUAUUUUGGAAGUUUUUUUGUUUUUCUCAAACUCAAACAUAUUCCAGGCGGCAACUUUUUCAACAACUUCCUCUUCCUUCCCUCCCCCUCUCUUGCGAAGGCUCUCACCUAUCAAUCCGAAUUCAUCCCAAGCUGGUGCUUGCUUUUGCGUUUUUUUUUCUUUGCUUGGUAGUGGUCGUUAGUUUGUUGGCCUUUUUUUUUCUCAUCUUGUUUUCUUGGGUGCCGAUUUGGGUGACCUUCAUUAGAUUGCACAGAUGUUUUCUGUCUGUCUCUAUCCGUCCGUUUGUCUCGGCAUUUAGCAUUUCGUUUUCGUUUUGUUAUGCUUGAUGUUGGCCGGCAGACAGGCAUCUCUUACUCUUACUCUUAAACCCCCCUCAUCUUUUAUUCAAGUAAUUUAAGUUGUCAGUCUGGGUUUGUUUAUUUUGUGCUUUUUUGGUCGUUUUUCUUUCAUUCUUAACAAUAUCUUUUUAUCAAUUUUUUUUUUGCUCUUUGGUCCUGGUUGAGUCGUUGACACCGAACUUUUUCUUACUUUUACAACCUUUCUAACGAUACGUGUCGUAUGUUUGAGUUGUUUGUUUGCUGCAUAUAUACCCAGCAUUUUUUGUUGCUGUCACUUU
Messenger RNA from Fomitiporia mediterranea MF3/22, 3614 nucleotides. RefSeq lists its product as uncharacterized. Gene Ontology annotation, cellular component: extracellular region; plasma membrane; site of polarized growth. Gene Ontology annotation, biological process: hyperosmotic response; establishment of cell polarity; osmosensory signaling pathway via Sho1 osmosensor. Bases 1983 to 2789 code for a protein of 268 amino acids. The record is from RefSeq and is a predicted model, not a curated record. The transcript has 4 exons. Lineage: Eukaryota; Fungi; Basidiomycota; Agaricomycetes; Hymenochaetales; Hymenochaetaceae. Gene Ontology annotation, molecular function: osmosensor activity.